UAGCAAUUGCCCGAGCUCUGGUUCGCAAUCCCAAAAUUCUUCUGCUUGAUGAGGCAACAUCAGCUUUGGAUACUGAGAGUGAAUCAGUUGUGCAGGCAGCACUGGACAAGGCAAGGGAAGGACGCACCACGGUUGUAGUAGCUCAUCGACUGUCAACAGUCCGAAAUGCAGAUCUUAUAGCUGUGUUCGAAGGUGGAGUUAUCACAGAACAAGGGAAUCAUUUUAAAUUGCUUGAGAGAAAGGGAAUCUACUACAAACUUGUUAACAUGCAGGCAAUAGAAGCUGAAGUUCCAUCAUCAGAAAAAGAUGAGAAUGCACUUAGUGUCAAAAAAAGUGAAUCUGACCCAGAAUUUAAAGAAUCCUUAACAAAAGGAUUGAGGAGACGAUCAACUCGGGGAAGCAUGAAAAAGCCAGGAGCACAAAAUGGUGAUCCUGAUGAGAAAACGAGUUCACUUGAUGAAGAAUUACCUCCAGCUUCAUUUCUGAAAAUUCUGAAGUUGAACAAAACUGAAUGGCCAUACUUUGUAGCUGGAACUUUAUGUGCAAUUAUCAAUGGAGCUUUACAACCUGCAUUUGCAAUCAUAUUUUCAGAAAUUAUAGGGGUUUUUUCGGAAUCUGACAAGACCAUUUUAAGAGAAAAGAGCAACUUAUUUUCAGUGUUGUUUUUAGUACUUGGGAUCAUUUACUUUUUUACAUUCUUUUUUCAGGGUUUCACAUUUGGCAAAGCUGGAGAAAUUCUUACAAUGAGGCUUCGAUUCAUGGCAUUUAAAGCAAUGCUUAGACAGGACAUGAGCUGGUUUGAUAAUUCUAGGAAUAGCACUGGAGCAUUAACUACAAGACUGGCUAAUGAUGCCUCACAAGUGAAAGGAGCAACUGGUGUCAGACUGGCAUUAAUUGCCCAAAACAUAGCUAACCUGGGAACUGGAAUUAUUAUAUCAUUAAUAUAUGGCUGGCAGCUGACCCUGCUACUUUUAGCUGUUGUGCCAAUCAUUGCAGUGGCAGGAAUGAUUGAAAUAAAGAUGUUGGCUGGGCAUGCUAAAAAAGAUAAAGAAGAUUUGGAAGCUGCGGGAAAGGUGACUCCAGAGAAUUUUAUCUAUUUCUGU
Molecule: messenger RNA, 1103 nt
Organism: Cariama cristata (Red-legged seriema)
Lineage: Eukaryota; Metazoa; Chordata; Aves; Cariamiformes; Cariamidae
Product: multidrug resistance protein 3-like
Exons: 8
Biological process (GO): transmembrane transport
Cellular component (GO): membrane
Molecular function (GO): ABC-type transporter activity; ATP binding
Source: RefSeq, a predicted model, not a curated record